GAAUCACCUGAACCGCUGAAAAUUUAUUUUGAGAUACUUCAAUUAAUUACUGAAAGUCUCCAACACCUUCAUUUGUUAAAUUUUCACCUGAACAGCUCAACUUUUUACUUAAUUUAAAUGUGCUCUAACUUUUCUGACCAUAAUUUUUAAUUGCUUUGUCGCACUCAGUUUUUCAUUACCUUUGGAAAAUUUUGAAAAUGGAACUUUUUCUGAUCGGGAUAAUUACCAUGCUUUCCGUAAUUGAUGGCGUGUUGGGUGGUGCUGCUUCUGUUAGCUUUGUAGCUGGUCAAGCAGUGACAGGAGAAACAUACUAUUCUAACGUGAUACAAGCAGGAAUGUCAGGCGAUUCUGACGUGAAUAUAACCGAUGAUGAUUUGUGGGGGUACAAUGACGACAUAACCAUCGCGACAUUCACAACAGAAGUCUCGAACCAGCUCGGCUACAACAUAACAGGACUGAAACCCGGUCAGCGAUAUUUCCACCAAAUCAAAGCAGGAACCUAUAUAACUUCGGGGGUGUCGGAACAACAGUUCACCAAUGAGCUUGAGGAGGAGUUUAUUCUAGAGUUGGGUGACAUUGUAAUGACUCCUGACAACGUAAAAAUCUUGCAGAAGAAGGGAAAGGAGGAGGAUCUGUGUGUGGUCUGGUGGUAUCCAAAGGCAGCCGUCUUCUAUAACUAUAUAUGGGCAGAAGUGGAGGAGGGCAAUACCAAAAUUGCACCCGCUGAAGCCCCCAAUCCAUCCCAUGAUGCUGAAUAUCAACAAGUGAAGGAAGAACAAGAGGCUGGAAUUCUUUGCUACCCGAUGGCCUCUGCAUCUGCAGCCGAAGUGGAAGUUGAUAUAUACUUCUAUAUCGAGGGGGUCCAUAUUUCAAUAAUAAACGACGGCUGGUUUGAAACCUACAGUGGCGACUAUUCUGUGACCACCAACUUGUCAGUCGAGGUGAGUUUUGUCCUGGUGGCGUCGCACGAGGAGGGAGCAUGUCUGGAGAGGGACGAGGAGUGGGAGUGUAAGGUCAGCGUCCACGUGACCUCUUUUGGAGCUGAUAUGAAUCAUCAUUUAGAGUACCGUUACACGGUUGACAAGGGCGGAAACAACGGGGCAAUAAUGAACAUCGGCUGUGGGGUCGAAGACGCGCAAGGAAAGAUGGACUGCAGCUCUUACGUCACUGGGCUGGCAAAUGACGAGACCUACUCGGUGGCCUUCGAGAAACUGUGUGUCGUGGACACUGAUGAGUGUAUGGAUUUGUCUGGAGAUGGUCUGACUGUAGAGCUCAAAGUCUCCAUGGCAUGCGCUGCUCAGCCAAUGGGACUCCUCGGAUCAGCUGUUCUCAUGUAUCUGGCUAAUAUCUGGAUAUUUGGAAACUAAUUGAACAAUGGUGCGCGGAGAAAAACUGUACAGAAAAUGGCGAUUUCGUUGAAGGCUACUUAAAAUUUUGAAAUUUCAAGUACAAUAAUUGAAUAUCAUUACACAGGUCAAGCGUAGUGUAUUAUAACGAAGAUUUUUUCUAAACUUAAGUCGCAAAUAAAAGUGCGCAUUUGGUGGCACUUUUGUUUUACAUCAGUUUAACAAAAGUGCCACCAAAUGAGCACUUUUAUUUGCCACUUAGAUUAGAAAAAAAUUCGGCUCAAACCCAAAUUCGGCUCCCUAAAUUCGGCUGAGAAACAGGUAUGGCCUCAAACAAACCCAUUUUUUGACAAUUGGUUAAUUUUUAAAACAUUUUGAUUUUUCUCAAAAAAUACCCUGCCAAGUUGGAGAUUAAAAAAAUAACCAAAAAAAAUAAGUUAUCAUACCUGUGCAAGGUGGUAUGCCCUGCAUUUUGUAAAAAACGAUAGCCUUGGAAAAUUUCCAAUUUUUGAAUAUUUGCCAGCUUUUUGGAAAGUUAUUUUUAAAAAACUAACCUUCUGAUUCUGAGGUUGAGAGCUGGUUAAUACUGACAUGGUGCUUAGAUUUUUUCAGCGUUAGCUGUUUUACCCUGUGAUUUUCUAGAUUUUUUUUUGUCUCUGUUCUCGGAAACGACUAAAAAAUUGGGGCAGGGAAAUCUUCAAUCGACGAAUUGGGAGGUUAUUUCCUUGUUUUAGUAGAGAAAAGUUUAUAGAUUUAGGAAAAGUUAAUUGUUUUUUGAGUUUUUGAUUGGCUUAAGAAAUCAGACCUUCAAUCGAAAGAACAAGUAAUAGUUUAUUCUUUUAAAUAAGCGGUUAAACUCAUUACUCAAGCAGAAAAACACUAGGUUUUAGCGUAAUUUCCAUGAAUUUCGAAAAUGACACAACACAAUCAGUACAAUAUUGAAUUAAAAAUAAUAAAACAGGUAGAUACAGCAUUACCUGGGCCACUAGCUUAUUUCCAAACAACUGUGGUGCAGAUGCGAGGAAGUGAGGCUCCUAAUCAAAAGGUCGGAAAUUCGAAUUACAACAUUUAGGUAGUUUUGUUUUUUGGGCGAAUUUUUGAUUGAAGAACAGUGGCAGUUUGAUAGAAACGGUAACUACCUUAAGCUGUCGUAGAGCAGAUGCGAGAACGUGAUACUCCUAAUCUCAACAGUUUUUUUCUUAAGAAUUAUUUUAUCUGAUUUGUUUUUCCUGUUUGAAGCUCUUUUUUGCAUUUUCCUCUGCGCUUACAUUACAAUUACCACUAUUAAUUCACUACUUACACAAAAGAAGCAUACAAAUUUGAUUGAAAAAAUCCCACACGCCCAUCUUUGCCUUAUUGGAAGUAUUGAUUAGACGCCUCUUCACAAACUAAAUUUUUAUUAGAGUCCCUAUUGCUGACUUCAGCUUUUGACCUCUGAUCCUAGUUGAUUAAUCUGAAACUUUGAACAAAGAUUACAAAUUUUUCCUGAAUUGUAAGAGGUUCUAACUGAAGUCUGCGCUCAAAAUCUGUACAUCGUAUGUGUAAAUACAAUAUUAUACUCAGAUCAUAUCACUUUACAAUUUAAACUUCAAUAAAUGUUUGUUGCUUCUAUCGAAAGUUGCAAUUGAUUGAUGAAGUCUUGGAUAAAA
This is a messenger RNA of Symsagittifera roscoffensis, 2995 nucleotides long. RefSeq lists its product as uncharacterized. The transcript has 7 exons. NCBI's taxonomy places the organism in Eukaryota, Metazoa, Xenacoelomorpha, Acoela, Convolutidae. The coding region runs from base 198 to 1367 and encodes 389 amino acids. The record is from RefSeq and is a predicted model, not a curated record.